AUGACCGACGCUGUCCAAGCGCUCUGCGCGCUCCCCAUCAAUUCUCACGACAGCCCCGAGGGGGACUGGCAGCACGCCGUUUCGCGGCAGAAACGGAGGCACAUCCCCCAGCCCACGCCCUCGACCGCUGCCGCAGGGGCACGCUUGCCUCCCAGGCCUGCCGAGAGAAUUCAACGAGCCGCUCUGAAGACUGCGUUCAGAGCGGAGCGUCAGUGGCGGCUCCGCGCGCCGGCGCGCGAGGAAACCACGCGGACGCGCUGCUCCGGCCCCGAGGAGCCCCCUCCCCCCGGGGGCCCCCGCCGCCCCCUGGCUCCGCCCGUCGGGGCGCUCCCGCGGCGGGCGCUCGCCCAGUACCUGCGCCUCCUGCGGCUCUACCCGGUGCUCACCAAGGCGGCCACCAGUGGCAUUUUGUCAGCACUUGGGAACUUGCUGGCCCAGAUGUCUGAGAAGCAGCAGAAAAAAGAAAACUGCUCUCAAAAGCUAGAUGUCAGUGGGCCUCUCAGAUAUGCCAUUUAUGGGUUCUUCUUCACAGGGCCACUGAGUCACUUCUUCUACCUCUUCCUGGAGCACUGGAUCCCUUCCGAGGUCCCCUUGGCAGGGGUCAAGAGGCUCCUCCUGGACCGCCUCCUCUUUGCACCGGCCUUCCUGUUGUUGUUCUUCUUCAUCAUGAACUUCCUGGAGGGGAGGGACACGGCCGCCUUCGCUGCCAAGAUGAGGAGUGGAUUUUGGCCGGCGCUGCGGAUGAACUGGCGAGUGUGGACCCCGGUGCAGUUUAUAAACAUCAACUAUGUCCCUUUGCAGUUCCGGGUGCUUUUUGCCAACGUGGUGGCUCUGUUCUGGUAUGCCUACCUGGCCUCUCUGGGGAAGUGAAGAUGGCCUGGAGAGAAUGUCAGACGCACUGCUGACACAGGUCCGGGGGAAACGCUCAUCUGCCCAGGGUGAGAGGAGAAACAACCCAGCCCGGACUCUAUUUGACUCUAGAUCAUGUGAUUCAAGAUGCUCUAAAAUGAUGGAGAAAUAGAAACCUAUUAAUGUCAGAAUCUUGUGUUUUAAAAAGGCAAUAGCUGUCUUCAGGUGUUGCUGCCCUAGAAACUUAACACACAGUAGAGAUGAUUUCACUUGUCACCUUGGAUUGAAUUAGGAUCACAAUAAAAUUUAAAGUAGCUUUUUCA
Messenger RNA from Ceratotherium simum simum (southern white rhinoceros), 1172 nucleotides. RefSeq names its product peroxisomal membrane protein 2 (gene PXMP2). Gene Ontology annotation, cellular component: peroxisomal membrane; cytoplasm. The record is from RefSeq and is a predicted model, not a curated record. Lineage: Eukaryota; Metazoa; Chordata; Mammalia; Perissodactyla; Rhinocerotidae.